This is a messenger RNA of Iphiclides podalirius (scarce swallowtail), 276 nucleotides long. NCBI's taxonomy places the organism in Eukaryota, Metazoa, Arthropoda, Insecta, Lepidoptera, Papilionidae. The record is from the annotation of a GenBank genome assembly.
AUGCGUGGGCUGUGGGGAGGAUUUCAGCGGGAGAUGGACGAGAGGCGAAUGGGAUGGGGAUUGGAGCUGGAACUGCGCCAGCGAACAAGUGUGGCGGCUGGUACGUGGCUCGCCCGCUACUUAAAUGAGGCACACCCGGACGGCGCGCGCAGGGGGCGCGGCCAGCCCGCGUGGCUCCGGCCGAGCCCCGCCCCGCGCACCCCCCGACCUCCCUUCGGCCGUCCCCUUCAGCCAUCCGACUCACCCCAGCCCGCGCCCGCUCAGCUGAGCCCUGAU